Messenger RNA from Acyrthosiphon pisum (pea aphid), 4663 nucleotides. Its product is annotated as protein PFC0760c. The coding region runs from base 581 to 4591 and encodes 1336 amino acids. The record is from RefSeq and is a predicted model, not a curated record. The transcript is spliced from 35 exons. Lineage: Eukaryota; Metazoa; Arthropoda; Insecta; Hemiptera; Aphididae.
UGACCUCGCCUCUUCUCUCUUUCAUUCGAGCCUCAUGGUUCCCUUGUCAUUUAUUUUUGUUGUUUUGUUCUCUUUUAUCACAACUUCCAUCUCUAUCGUGGUCCGCACGGCGCACACAUCCGCGGCCGGUGUGAUAGCGGCUUUAAAGUGAGUGAAUACUGAUUAUAGUGAACGUCGGCUUUUCGUCUUUGUCGUUUUGAAUUUCAACAUUAUUCGCGACGAAUAUUAUUCUAAUUAGUAAUUUCUAAUAUUUACGAUAAUAUUAUUAUUGUUUAUAAAAACGUUUUUCAAAUUAUAUCCGUAACAUGCACCUCGUUACGUCUAUUUGCGCCCCGCUUGUUCGUUAAUAAUUAUUAUAAGACGGCAAUCGGUUAAACGUUUACCUACGUUUAUCCUUGAUUUGGCUGAACAUGUGGAUUUCCGAUUUAAACGCAUGCUUUUCGCCUGGCUCGUCCUUGUCGGUGUAAUAGGUACUACUCGGCUGUGAUGCAAUAACCACGUGAAACCAAACCAGGCGUUUUGUUUUCAUUUCAGAAUCUUUAUUUUUAAACGCCGGUGAUUUGAAAUUCAAACUUAGACCAUGAGCCCGAGUCAUAGCAAACAGUCAACAAUUCGUAAGAUAACAUCAGGCAUUAAAAAUAAAAAUGGGAAAAGGUCGUUUUUAAGAACAUCAGAGAAUGAUGUAACUGAUGAAUUUUACUAUAAAAGAAAAAAAUCCAUUAAACACUCUCAAGUAGAUAUAAAUAAUGCAGUCUUGACAGCACCAAAUAUUAUGACAAGAAAUAAACUAAAACAACAACUAACAAGUAUAGACAACAGUGAAUUAGUAGAAACAAGUGUCAUAGAAGAUAAAUGUUCCAGAAAUGACAAUAUAAGAAUUAAAUCAGGAAAAGCUAAUAAGAAAAGAAAACCUUCAAACAAAAUUAAUACAAAAAUUACAAAUAAGUUGCAACUUGGUUUUGUUUUUACAAAUGAUAUUUCUUCUCCAUAUUGUGGAAAACAACUAGAUACCAAUUAUAAAAAAGGCCCACCUUCAUUAUUUGAAUCAGACUCUGACCCAGAAAUUGAUUCUUUUCAAAUAAAGGAUAGUAUAAAAAACGAAGUGGAAGAAAUAUCGACUUGUAUUUCUUAUCCAGACGAUAUAUUAUGUCCUACAUUUGACAAAAAUGUUGGAAUGAAAACUUAUUUAAACAAAAAAUCAUAUCUUAUUAACAAUAAGUCUAAUAUACAAUCAUUAAAUACAUCUGAGAAAAUUAAUCAACAACCAUCGAGUUUAUAUAAUCACAUUAAAAUGGUCCAUGACUCUAAUCCGUCUAAUAGCAUAUCACAAAAUAACAGUAAAACCAGGAAAUCAUUGAAAUGUACAGAUCCUACAACAAGUGAAUGUGUGCAAACAAAUACUGAAGAUGAAGACACUAUUAUUGUUACUGAAUCAUUUAUAAGACAACUAAAAAACGAAGUUGAAAUAAUAAAAACAGAAUCACAAAGUAGCGAAAUCGGAACUCGAGAACUAUUUUAUGAUAAUAAUAUUAAUAAAUCCAAUGAUUCUGAUAUAGAGCAAUAUAAAGACAAUGAAGUGGUAUCCAAAAUACUGUCUUCAGAUUUUGAUGUGAACCAAAUUAAUAUGUGCACUAUUGAUACUAAUAUCACUAAUAUAAUAUGUGAUACAAACUUCAAAUCAUCAAUUUCAUCUAAUUUAUUAUUAAAUGAAGACAUGGACGUUAUUGAUGAAUCACACAAAUUUACACCAUCACUGUCACCAUCGCCACAAACCACAAAUACUGUUGAAAAUAGCUUAAUGAGUAUUUUUGAUGUACCGAAAGAGAACAUUGUUGAAAGUUAUGCUAAUAUCAAAGAUAUCGAUUCGGAUUCUAACAUUUCAACUACAAUUUCAGAGAACAUGAUAGAUCUAAGUAGCUUACAGACUUUUGAAUUUGAUAAUAGUAACUCAGAUCAAUCUAUAGAAAAUCGUCCCAAGUCUGAAAAUAAUAGCACUUGCCAUCUUUCCCCAGAUCAGAUUGAACCUGAUCAGUAUUUUCAUACAGUAAUUAAAGAUGAGAUAAAAAUAAUGAAAAAACCCGAAUCUUUUAUUAAUAAAGGAAAUUCUAAUUGUUCACUCAAAAAUGACAAUUUAAGUUCUUCUUAUGAUAGUUAUUCAAAAAAAUAUAACAAUCUUUAUUCUCAAUGCUAUUGUAAAAAUUUUACUAGUUUCAACAACGAUGAUAAUAAGAUAUUUACUUCUAAAAUCAAGCAUUUUGCAUUUAAUAAUAAUGCUAAAAAAGUUCGUCAAAAAAUAUUGCGUAAAAAACAUUUAGAAGCCAAUAUUUUAAAUAUGCUUAUUACCAAAGAUCACAAAAAUAUCAUUCAACCAAGAGAGCAUAAACCAAUCUUUAAUUCAAUUUUAAUUAAUAAAAAAUAUGAAAAAUGCAUUGAAUCAAAAGAGAAUGAUCACAUUGCACCAAGCGUUUUAAGUAUGCUUAAAGAUGUCUAUGUAGACGUAGACUACCUUACUGAAUACAGUGAUUAUAAUACAAGUGCUCAUAAAUUGCCAGAACCGCACACAAAUAAAAAAGAUAUCAAAUUUAAUAUUCAAGCUUCUAAUAUUAAACCAUUAGACAUAAUGCAUAAAUUUAAAAACAAUAAUGAUUCAACAUCAAAUAAUACAUCACAAAAUGAACCAAUUAAUCUUAAACCUUGUGAUGAAAAAUAUGACAAUUUUAAUAAAAACAAAAUAAUUGAUAAUGUCCCCAUAUCAAACACUACAACAACACAAAAACCACUUAACUUCAAACCUUGUGAUCAAAGUUAUGUUAAUUUUAGUAAAAACAAAAUAAUUGAUGAUUCUAAAAUAAAUAUUCCAAAAAAAAAAAAAACAGUCAACAUUAAACCUUGCGAUGGAAGUUAUAUUAAUUUUAAUAAAAACAAAAUAAUUGACAAUGUUUCCAUUUCAAACACUACAACAACACAAAAACCAGUCCACUUUAAACCGUGUGUUGGAAGUUAUGUUAAUUUUAAUAAAAACAAAAUAAGUGAUAAUUUUCUCAUGUCAAAUACUAAAACGACCCAAGACCCAAUCAACAUUAAACCUUGUGAUAGAAGCUCUGUUAACUUAAAUAAAAACAAAAUUAUUGAUAAUGUUUCUACGUCAAAUAGUAAACUAGUUAAUGUUGAACCUUGUGAUCAACGUCAUGUAAAUUCUAAUAAAAACUAUAUAUUAUUUGAUAAUGCUUCUACGUCAAAUAAUAAAAAAAGUAAUGAACCAAAUAAUCUUAAACCUUAUGAAGAAAGUGAUGCCAACUAUGAUAAUUUGAUAAUAAUUAACAAUGCUUCAACGUCAAAGAGUAUUACAAAAAAUAAACCAAUUAGUCCUAAAUCUUGUAAUCAAAAUUAUAUACAUUUUAAUAAAAACAAAAUAACUGUUAAUGCCUCUAUGGUAAAUAGUACAACAAAAAAUAAAUCAAUUAAUUCUGAAUCUCACGAGGAAAAUGUUUUCAACUUUAAUAAAAGCGUAAUAAUUGACUAUGUAUCUACAUCAAAUAAUAAAUCAAUUAACCUUGAACCUUGUGAUCAAAGUUAUGUCCAUAUUAGUAAAAACAAAAUACCUGAUAGUGCCUCUAUGUCAAAUAAUUUAACAGAAAAUAAACCAAUCAAUCUUGAACCUUGUGAGGAAAAUUGUGUCAACUUCAAUAAAAAUGAAAUAUUUGACAAUGUUUCUACGUCAAAUAGUAUAUCGGUUAAUCUGGAACAUUUCGAUCAAAGUAUUAUCAACUUUAAUAAUCAACCUAAAAAUGAAAUAAAUUAUCCAACAAUUAAUUCUAUUGAAAAAAAUGAUUUUGAUGGUGACAUUGUUUGUAAUUCUCAUGUAGUAAAUGCCGAAAUUGAUACUAAAAGUAAAAUCAAAGUUGAAGAUGAUUUUAACUACGAUACUACUACUUUAAAGUAUAAUUUUAAAUCUGAAAAAAGCCCAGGACUUGAAAUAAAACCAUUUGAAAUUUGUCAUUUAAGUGAUAGCACUGUAAUAAUAAAUAAAAACGAUGAUUCUGAAGAAGAGUUGGAAAUAGUAGAAAAAUGGAAUGAUAAUGAAUCAGAAAAUAAUUUGUCAUCAUCCAAAAUAAAUACCAACCAUGAGUUUACUCAAACAAAAGAAACACACAUUUUAAAAGAUGAUCAUAAACCAGCUCUUGCAAUAAUUGAAAAUGAAAAAAAAAUAAAUAUAUCAACAUUAUUAAUUGAACCACCUCAAUACAAAAACCUUUUUGAUUCAAGUGAUACCAUUAGCUCAAAAGCAUAUCAAAUUUGUCCAAUGUUGCCACAAAUAUCUGAAAACAAUGAGCCUGCUAAUAAUUUAUUUGACCUACCUGUUGAAGAUAUUGCUUUCUCAUUAAAUAACAAUAGCUCUGAUGAUGAUGAUGAUGAUGAUGAUAAUAGAUUACUGAUUGAAGAUAACGAACCAAAUUAUGAUAUCAAUAUUAAUGAAAAUUCAACAUGCAUUCUUAAAUUAGCUGACAGCUCAAAAGAUGAAAGAACAAUAAACUGUUUAUCUUCAGCUCCAAGCAUUAAAAAUUUUACAACAGAAAUUGAUUUUUGUUGAAAAAAGUUAAUAAAUCCAAAAAAGAAACAAUCUUCCGAAAUAAAUCUUAUCAAAAAUAAAAAAGGUAUGGUU